Messenger RNA from Varanus komodoensis (Komodo dragon), 3517 nucleotides. RefSeq names its product ceruloplasmin (gene CP). Lineage: Eukaryota; Metazoa; Chordata; Lepidosauria; Squamata; Varanidae. The record is from RefSeq and is a predicted model, not a curated record. Gene Ontology annotation, molecular function: oxidoreductase activity; copper ion binding. Gene Ontology annotation, cellular component: plasma membrane. The transcript has 19 exons. Gene Ontology annotation, biological process: iron ion transport. The coding region runs from base 94 to 3288 and encodes 1064 amino acids.
UGAACUAAGCAAAGGCAAGCAAAGGGGGAGAACCUGAUCUUAUAAAAUGAACAUGCUCAUUCAUUAAUCCGCUGUACCAAUAAGGGCCAGAAAAUGAAGCUGUUCCUAUUAAGCAACUUGCUGGCAUUUUUCUGCUCACAAGCCUAUGCAGUAACUAGAGAAUACUACUUUGGGAUUGUAGAAAUUGAUUGGAAUUAUGCACCUGGGACAAAGAACAUCAUAUCUGGGAAGCCCUUUUCAGAAGAUGAACAUGCUGGUGUCUUUCUCCAACAAGGCCCAAACCGGAUAGGAAGCACAUAUAAAAAAGCUGUAUACAUGCAAUUCACAGAUAAUUCAUACAACCACCGGGUUGAAAAACCUUCCUGGCUGGGCUUCCUCGGCCCUAUUGUUCAAGCAGAGGUUGAAGACAGGAUUGUUGUCCAUUUAAAAAAUUUUGCUUCUAGACCCUACACUCUUCAUCCACAUGGUGUCAAAUAUACAAAAGAAAAUGAAGGUGCUUUUUAUCCUGACAAGACCUCAGGUUCACACAAGAAAGAUGAUGCUGUGCAACCAGGAGAGCAGCAUGUUUAUAGGUGGACUGCAACAAAAGACCAUGGUCCAGCAGAAGGAGACAGUAACUGUAUAACUAGGAUUUAUCACUCACAUAUAGACGCCCCAAAGGAUAUUGCUUCUGGGCUAAUUGGACCUUUGAUUAUUUGCAAGACAGGAACACUACAAGAAGGAAAAGAUAAGGAUGUUGACCGAGAAUUUGUCCUGUUGUUCUCUGUGAUGGAUGAGAACUUCAGUUGGUACUUAGAUAAGAAUAUUGAGGAACAUUGUUCUGAACCUGACAAAGUUGACAAAGACAAUGAAGAGUUCCAAGAGAGCAACAAAAUGCACUCAAUUAAUGGAUACAUGUAUGGAUAUCUUCCCAAUCUCACAAUGUGUGCAGAAGAGAAAGUGAAAUGGUAUCUUUUUGGUAUUGGUAAUGAAGCUGAUAUCCAUUCAGUUUAUUUCCACGGGCAUGUCUUGAUGGAAAGGAAACAUCGAGUUGACACAAUCAGCCUCUUCCCGGCUACCUUUGUGGAUGCUCUCAUGGAGCCAAAGAAUGUGGGGGAAUGGCUGCUUAGCUGUCAAGUCAACGAUCAUAUAGAAGGUGGCAUGCAGGCCACAUUUGAGGUGAAAAGCUGUAACGGCCAUGGUUUGCCAUCCAAAUCGCGGACAAAUAUAAGACAUUAUUACAUUGCAGCAGAGGAACUCAUUUGGAAUUAUGCCCCAUCUGGAAUAAAUUAUUUCACAGAAAAAGAGUUAAUUAACGAUGAAGAUGCCAAGACAUUUUUUGAAGAAGGUGACAAAAGAAUUGGUGGAGCCUAUAGAAAAGCUGUUUUCCGUGAGUAUGAAACUGAUACAUUUGCAACCCGUGUGAGGAGACUCCCUGAAGAAGAACAUCUUGGAAUUUUGGGACCCAUAUUCAGAGCAGAAGUUGGUGACUUCAUCAUGGUGACUUUUCAAAACCGCGCAAGUCACCCUAUAAGCAUUCAGCCUCAUGGUCUAAGCUACAGCAAGAGCAAUGAGGGCUCCUUGUACAACACCAUCUCUGGAGGCACUGCAAGUCCAUCUUCACAUGUGAAUCCUGGCGACACAUUUAUUUAUGAGUGGGAAGUGCCAGAAACUGUGGGUCCUACUCCAGAAGAUCCGGAUUGUUUGACUUGGAUUUAUUAUUCAGCAACAGAUCCAAUUAAGGACACUAGCAGUGGCCUGGUGGGCCCACUUUUGGUGUGCAGGAAAGGGUCAUUGCUUCCCUCAGGAAAACAGAAAAAUGUAACCAAGGAAUUUUUCCUCCUUGCAACUGUAUUUGAUGAGAAUCUGAGUUUGUAUCUUGAUGAGAAUAUCAAACUCUUUACAAAACACCCUGAAGAGAUUGAUAAGGAAGAUGAAGACUUCCAGGAAUCCAACAAGAUGCAUUCCAUAAAUGGGUACAUGUAUGGAAACCUGAAAGGUCUUGAGAUGUGUAGAGGAGACAUUGUUUCUUGGCAUGUGAUUGGCUUGGGAUCAGAGGUUGACAUUCAUGGAAUACAUUUUUCAGGAAAUACUUUUUUGACUAAAGGGACAAGAAAGGAUACAGCUAAUGUGUUUCCCCAUACCUCUGUCACAGCUAUUAUGGAACCGAAGUCAGAAGGGAUCUUUGAACUGGCCUGCCUGACAACAGAUCAUUACGCAGGAGGUAUGAGACAGACAUAUGAAGUGAAGAGGUGUGCAUCAUCACCACGGUACAAUGAUGCAGAACCUAACCUACGUACAAUUUACAUUGCAUUCGAGGUGGUCGACUGGGACUUUGGCUCUGACAGGACAUGGGAACAGGAGAGGCAUCAGUUCCAUGAUGAAAGCCCAGGGAAUCCAUUCUUAAACAAAGAAGAUAAAUAUAUUGGGUCAAUAUACAAGAAAGUGGUUUAUCGGGAAUAUACGGAUGAAACAUUCAGUACACCCAAGAAAAGGAAGGAAGAAGAAGAGCACCUGGGAAUUCAAGGCCCCCUCAUUACUGCACAUGCUGGAGAUAAAAUUGUGAUUGUUGCAAAAAAUAAGGCGUCUAGACCUUUUUCUAUUUAUGCACAAGGAGUGAAAACUCCCUCUCCAGAUGUAGCAGAAACCAGUCCAGGUGCAGUACAGCAGUAUGUCUGGGAAAUCCCAGAGAGUUCUGGUCCUGCAGAAGGGGAUUCUGAUUGCAUCCCUUGGGCAUAUUAUUCAACUGUGGAUAAAGUUAGGGAUCUCUACACUGGAUUAAUUGGGACACUCUUAGUCUGCCGCAAGGAUCAGCCUCAACUCCACCAGCGUCAACUUCAAUUAGAAAACUCUCAAGGGAAAAUGUUUGGCCUUCUUUUUAUGGUAUUCGAUGAAAAUCAGUCUUGGCUUAUAGAUGAAAAUAUCAAGACCCAUUCUGCCAAUCCAGAAGCUGUGGACAAAAAUGAUGAGGAAUUUAUAGAAAGCAAUAAAAUGCAUGCCAUUAAUGGAAAACUUUAUGGAAACUUACACGGUCUUACUAUGCACGUCGGAGAUAAAGUCAGCUGGGCCUUGAUUGGAAUGGGGAAUGAAGUUGAUAUGCACACGGUGCAUUUCCAUGGCCAUAGCUUCGAUUAUAAGCUCACCAGAACCUACACGGGAGAUGUCUUUGAUCUGUUUCCUGGCACAUUCCAAACUGUUGAAAUGAUUCCAAGCAAUCCUGGAACUUGGUUACUGCAUUGUCAUGUGACAGACCAUAUUCAUGCCGGCAUGGAGACUGUCUACACUGUCCUCCCAAAAGAGGAGAAGUGAAGGUGAUACAGAAGUUAAACUCCCAUCACUGAAUGGCUUUGGGGAAAAAACGAUCAUCUAUUUCCAAGUGACAUAUUUUAAUCCCUGGUGAUCACAACAAAAAACAGAAUUUCCAGACAAAAGGAAUCUAGCUAAGUCACAGAAAUAACUAGUCUUUUUGUCUUAAUCAUUUUACAGCUCUUCUGGUAAAGAUUUUUUUUUAAAGAAAUUAAACACAGAUUAAACAACA